Messenger RNA from Juglans regia (Persian walnut), 1090 nucleotides. Its product is annotated as probable CCR4-associated factor 1 homolog 11. Gene Ontology annotation, cellular component: P-body; CCR4-NOT complex; CCR4-NOT core complex. Gene Ontology annotation, molecular function: poly(A)-specific ribonuclease activity; nucleic acid binding. The transcript has a single exon. NCBI's taxonomy places the organism in Eukaryota, Viridiplantae, Streptophyta, Magnoliopsida, Fagales, Juglandaceae. Bases 215 to 1057 code for a protein of 280 amino acids. The record is from RefSeq and is a predicted model, not a curated record.
UGUUUAUAGUCUUCAGAGUCUCAGGAACCUCUCUCUCUCUCUCUCUAUGUUUCCGAGCAACAUCUCUAUAAAACCUCUCACUCUCACUCGCUACGGCAACCCACAAAUCAAACGCCAACCAACCUCGUAACGAUUAAAGAAGGAAGACCAAGUCUUCUUCUGAUCUCUCAAACAGCCUCAUCCGUUUCUGGCCUUUAUUCGACUCCCAUCGACCAUGAUUACCGACGAUCCCAGUCCGCAUCUGAGACCGAUCAUGAUCCGGGAGGUCUGGUCGGCUAAUUUGGACUCUGAAUUUGAGCUGAUAAGGGGCGUCAUCGACAGUUACCCAUAUAUUUCCAUGGAUACAGAGUUCCCCGGCCUUGUUUUCCGGCCUGCUGUGGAUCCCGCCAAGCCGUACUUCGGUCAGCUUCGGCCGUCUGAUCAUUACCGUGUUAUGAAAAGCAACGUCGACGUUCUGAACCUUAUCCAGGUGGGCCUCACUCUCUCCGACGCCGACGGGAACCUUCCGGACCUCGGUACUGGGAACCGGUUCAUCUGGGAGUUCAACUUCAACGACUUUGACGAGGCGCGUGAUGCCCACGCUCCUGACUCGAUCGAGUUGUUGAAAAGGCAAGGGAUUGACUUCGACAGAAAUAGGGAGGAGGGCGUCGACUCGGCUCGGUUUGCCGAGUUGAUGAUGUCAUCGGGACUCGUUUGUAACGAUUCUGUGAGUUGGGUGACGUUUCACAGCGCGUACGACUUUGGGUACCUGGUGAAGAUCCUCACGCGCCGGAAACUACCGAGUGGUAUGGAGGAAUUCUUGAAAAUUAUGAGGAUCUUUUUCGGAAACAAGGUUUACGACGUCAAGUACAUGAUGAGGUUCUGUAAUAGCUUGUAUGGCGGCCUGGACCGGGUGGCCAGGACCCUCGACGUGAACCGGGUGGUUGGCAAAUGCCACCAGGCCGGUUCAGAUAGUUUGCUGACGUGGCACGCGUUUCAAAAGAUGAGGGAUGUGUAUUUUGUAAGUGAUGGGCCGGAAAAACAUGCCGGCGUCUUGUAUGGCUUAGAAGUGUUUUAAACUUUUAAAAUUAUAUAUUCAUUUUUUAUUCCA